AAGUCUUAAUACUACUGUACGGACCCAUAGCGAGGUUAAGAAAUGGGGUGCGCUUGCAGGCCCGUUUCAUUGAAUUUGCCAUGGCCAAGCUUCUUGUCACCGCCGCCGGCGAGGGUAAAGUCGUCUCCGUCGUCAUCAUGUUUGGCCAUGGCUUUUCAAGGUUGUUGCCUUCCUUUAAAGCGUUUCUUAUCUUCACCGAUUCGAGUUGUUAGAGGGAACAAUAAUCGAUGGCGCUCUCUGUCUCUUCCUCUCAUUAAUGUAGACAUUGAAUGUGGCGGUGGCGGUGGAGGUGGAAGAAAUGGAAACAAUAACAACAGUGGUGGUGGAGGUUGGCACGAUGAGGGCAGUGGCUGUUCUGGGUCUAAUCACAAUCACCGUCAUUUCCUCUUUUUAUCUAUCUUCUUCUGCUCGGCGGCGUGCUCGUUCUGCCAUUUUGGGUUGGCUUCAGCGCUGGCAAGAACUACCACGGCUCGUUCUUCUGACUUCGAAUCUGGGUUAGUCUGGGAAGUCAAGGGGGGCAAGUGGACCAUGCUUGUUCCCAAUGUUUAUGAGGAUUGUUUCGUUGUUGAGUCGGGACUAGGAUCACCUUCUUCAUUGCUGUCUUCUUUCUCGGCUGCCCAUUUGUGGAAUCAGUGUAGAGAGAUUGUUAUGCGUUUGAUGCUCCCAGAAGCUUUUCCUGAAAGCGUGACUAGUGAUUAUUUAGACUAUUCACUCUGGAGAGGAGUACAAGGCAUAGCUAGCCAAAUCAGUGGUGUACUUGCUACUCAGGCUUUGCUUUAUGCUGUUGGAUUGGGUAAAGGAGCUAUUCCUACUGCUGCAGCGAUCAAUUGGGUACUUAAAGAUGGAAUUGGGUAUCUCAGCAAGAUCAUGCUAUCAAAAUAUGGACGGCAUUUUGAUGUGAAUCCAAAAGGGUGGAGAUUGUUUGCAGAUUUUAUGGAAAAUGCUGCCUUUGGAUUGGAGAUGUUCACUCCUGCGUUUCCUCAUCUUUUUGUUGUAAUUGGGGCUGCUGCUGGGGCAGGGCGCUCGGCUGCUGCAUUGAUUCAGGCUGCCACAAGAAGUUGCUUCUAUGCUGGCUUUGCUGCUCAAAGAAACUUUGCCGAGGUGAUUGCAAAGGGUGAAGCUCAAGGAAUGGUGAGCAAGUCCAUUGGAAUUGGGCUUGGUAUAGGAUUGGCUAAUUGCAUAGGAUCCUCUACAUCACUUUCCCUUGUUUCAUUUUGUGUGGUGACGUUUGUCCACAUGUACUGCAAUCUGAAGUCAUAUCAGUGCAUCCAAAUAAGGACUUUAAAUCCUUACCGUGCAAGUUUAGUUUUCAGUGAAUAUCUCCUUAGUGGACAAGCACCUCCACUGAAAGAGGUCAACGAUGAGGAACCACUUUUUCCAGCUCUACCUUUUCUAAAUGUGAAACCUGUAAACAAAGACCCACCAACCGUACUAUCUUCUGAAGCAAUGGUUGCAGCUGCUGAAAUUGAGAAUCGAUUGCAGCUUGGAUCUAAGCUCAGUGAUGUCGUCAAAAACAAGGAGGAUGCGCUUGCACUGUUCAGUCUGUAUGAAAAUGAGGGAUACAUUUUAACAGAACACAAUGGAAGAUACUGUGUGGUGCUUAAAGAAACCUGCUCCCAACAUGACAUGCUAAAGGCAUUGUUUCAUGUCAAUUAUCUCUACUGGCUGGAAACAAAUGCAGGGAUCGAAGCAAGAAGUGCUUCAGUGGACUGCAAACCAGGAGGGAGGCUGCAAAUGUCUCUAGAAUAUGUGGAAAGGGAGUUCAACCAUGUCAAAAACGACGGAGAAUCAGUGGGCUGGGCCACAGAUGGGCUGGUAGCAAGGCCUUCGCCUAAUAGGAUCCGUCCAGUUUAUGUGGCAUCUACAAAUUCCUAGCCGAUAGUGAUAGAGGAGCAAAGGAUGGUUCAUGAAAAAGGAAGCUUUGAGAAAACGAAAUCAAGUAUUGGAUUCUUCUAACCCAUUAAACAUUUUGCCAAAGACAAUACUGUACAGGUUUUGGAUCAGGAAAAGACAACCAUACAAGUCUGAGGCUACUCAACUGCACCAUAAAACUCAAAAUUGGUCGAACUUUUUAUUUUAUUUUUUCAGGUAUUGAAUGGUAUGACCUAGAGGUGGAGGUAGGAAGGGAAGUAAGAUUAGGAAGCAGAGGCGAUUGAACAUGUGAUAUUGCCGUGUUGGGGCAAUAUUAUGGGGUAGGCGCAUAUUAGUAGAUUGAUACACAGAUACAAGAUCAACUUGGAUUUGUUGGAUAUGUGUCUUAGUGUAUGAGCUUAAAGGAUUAGGGUUUCUUUUUUUUGUAGCUUCUUAUCAAUGGCGUGUUUUUCUUUUGUUACUGAAAGUGAAAAGGUUUCACCAAAUGUGAGAAUGCUAUUAUGUUAGUCGGUUUGGCGGUUCCAGUUCCUCUAGGCACCUGUGUAGUUUUAUUUUAUGUUCCUCAAAUAUUAUAGGGUAAGACAGGGAAUUCCAAUUUCAAAUUUGGGCUGAUUAAGCGAGUUUGGUA
This is a messenger RNA of Humulus lupulus (European hop), 2500 nucleotides long. RefSeq names its product protein root UVB sensitive 1, chloroplastic. Gene Ontology annotation, biological process: response to UV-B; developmental process. Bases 43 to 1875 code for a protein of 610 amino acids. The transcript has 7 exons. Gene Ontology annotation, cellular component: chloroplast envelope. The record is from RefSeq and is a predicted model, not a curated record. Lineage: Eukaryota; Viridiplantae; Streptophyta; Magnoliopsida; Rosales; Cannabaceae.